Molecule: messenger RNA, 4292 nt
Organism: Oncorhynchus keta (chum salmon)
Lineage: Eukaryota; Metazoa; Chordata; Actinopteri; Salmoniformes; Salmonidae
Product: inositol-3-phosphate synthase 1-B-like
Exons: 11
Coding region: 259-1914 (551 amino acids)
Biological process (GO): inositol biosynthetic process; phospholipid biosynthetic process
Cellular component (GO): cytoplasm
Molecular function (GO): inositol-3-phosphate synthase activity
Source: RefSeq, a predicted model, not a curated record
UCUGCCACUAAGCUAUCUAUAAAUGAACAGGGCUCUAGGGGAUAUCCUCUUGCACUCGCAACGGCAAUAUUGGAACAUCCCAUCUUCAGGUCACUUCGGCUUGAGAACAAGCGAUUUAAUAGGUUAUUAGAUUAAAUAUAAAAGAAAUAUCGAAACAAGCAAGCUAUCAAAUCAACGAAUAACCGUCCGUCACCUAUCAUUGUUGUUUAGAAGAGAAAAUUAAAUCUCCUGACUCCAACGUAUUCCACGCCUGCAGUCAUGACUGAGAACAUUCGUAUCAACAAUCCCAAUGUGAAGUACACAGAUACACACAUCGAGGCUCAGUACUGCUACCAUACUACUGCUGUAUGCAGGGAUGGAGACACACUCACAGUGACCCCUUCUGUUAGUGAGCUUGAGUUCCGUACUGAGCGACGUGUCCCCAGGCUGGGGGUGAUGCUAGUUGGCUGGGGAGGAAACAAUGGGACCACCGUCACCGCUGCUGUCCUGGCCAACAGACUGGGACUCACCUGGAGAACCAAAACUGGAGAACAGAAAGCCAACUACUACGGUUCCCUCUUCCAGUCCUCAACUGUGUGUUUAGGUGCGGGGUCAGAUGGAAAGGAAGUUAACAUUCCAUUCCGUGACCUCUUACCCAUGAUGCACCCUAAUGAUAUCGUCUUUGAUGGCUGGGACAUCUCAUCCAUGGAUCUGGGCAGUGCGAUGGAGAGAGCCGAGGUCCUUGAUUGGUCCCUCCAGGAGAAGCUCCGCCCACACAUGAGCCACCUCCGACCCCGAGCCUCCAUCUAUAUCCCAGAAUUCAUAGCUGCCAACCAGGCGGGCCGAGCAGACAACGUUCUGAAAGGGACCAUGGCUGAACAGGUGGAGCAGAUCAGAGCAGACAUUCAGGACUUCCGGCAUUCAAGCGGCGUGGACAAGGUCAUCGUUUUGUGGACAGCCAACACCGAACGUUUCUGUGACCUCACAGCCGGGGUCAACGACACGGCCAAGAAUCUCCUGGCUGCCAUACAGUCAGGUGGGGAGGUGUCUCCCUCUACUUUGUUUGCCGUAGCCAGUAUCCUGGAGGGCUGUGCCUACAUUAACGGUUCUCCCCAGAACACGUUUGUCCCUGGGGCGAUAGAGCUGGCUGUGGAAAGAAACGUGUUCAUAGCAGGAGACGACUUCAAGUCUGGUCAGACAAAGAUCAAGUCAGUCCUGGUCGACUUCCUCAUCAGUGCUGGGAUCAAGCCCACCUCCAUUGUCAGCUACAAUCACCUUGGCAACAACGAUGGUAUGAACCUCUCAGCACCGCAGCAGUUCCGUUCCAAGGAGAUCUCCAAGAGCAAUGUGGUAGAUGACAUGGUCAACUCCAACCCUAUACUGUACCACAAUGGGGAGAAACCUGACCACUGUGUGGUGAUUAAGUAUGUGCCGUAUGUGGGGGACAGUAAGAGGGCGAUGGAUGAAUACACCUCUGAGAUCAUGAUGGGAGGAACCAACACUAUCGCAAUGCACAACACCUGUGAGGACUCUCUGCUAGCCAGUCCUAUCAUCCUGGACCUGGUCCUCCUCACAGAGUUGUGUCAGCGUGUAUGUGUUCGGCCCCAAGGAUCAGAGACCUUCCAGUCCUUCCACAGUGUCCUGGCUAUCCUCUCCUUCAUGUGUAAAGCUCCCCUUGUCCCCCCUGGGGCCCCGCUGGUCAAUGCCUACUUCAGACAGAGAGCCUGCAUUGAGAACAUCAUGAGAGCGUGCCUUGGUCUCCCUCCUCAGAACCACAUGCACCUGGAGCACAAGCUGCAGAGGGGCUUCCUGCCUCGCCACGACAACCGUAUCUACGACAAUGUGGCUACCAAGAGGGUCCAAAGCAACGGUUACCACGCCUCCCAACAGAAUGGUGUCUGCGCACACGUGGUGAAAGAGGCAACGAUUGGAUAAUGGCUGCAGAUUAGGUCUCUGUCAUCACGGGGAAGAUUCUAGAAGUGUCUACAGCCACAGAGAAACAAUUACAUCCAUAGUUUAGUUUAUUAGGAUCCCCAUUAGCUGUUGCACAUGCAGCAGCUACUCUUCCACGGGUUACACACUAUUACAUAUUUAGAUACUUAUUUACAGUGCAGUUAAAUUAGAUCCAUAGAAAGUUAGCCAAACUCUUUAUACAGCAUACUGUAUGAUGAUCAUGUUUUAUUUGACCUAUUUGUGUAAGAUACAUACAGUAGGAAACAACCUCUAGUUGGCUUUAACCAUUGUCACUUUUGGACAACCAGUUUAAUAUUCUGUGGUUUUAGACUCUUAUUGCUCAUACAUACAAACUUAACCAAAAUCUGUUCAUAUAUUUGUUCCAAUGAUACAGUGGGGAGAACAAGUAUUUGAUACACUGCCGAUUUUGCAGGUUUUCUUACAAAGCAUGUAGAGGUCUGUAAUUUGUAUCAUAGGUACACUUCAACUGUGAGAGACGGCAUCUAAAACACAAAUUAUUUUUAAGUAAAUAAUUAGCAUUUUAUUGCAUGACAUAAGUAUUUGAUACAUCAGAAAAGCAGAACUUAAUAUUUGGUACAGAAACCUUUGUUAGCAAUUACAGAGAUCAUACGUUUCCUGUAGUUCUUGACCAGGUUUGCACACACUGCUGCAGGGAUUUUGGCCCACUCCUCCAUACAGACCUUCUCCAGAUCUUUCAGGUUUCGGGGCUGUCGCUGGGCAAUAAGGAUUUUCAGCUCCCUCCAAAGAUUUUCUAUUGGGUUCAGGUCUGGAGACUGGCUAGGCUACUCCAGGACCUUGAGAUGCUUCUUACGGAGCCACUCCUUAGUUGCCCUGGCUCUGUGUUUUGGGUCGUUGUCAUGCUGGAAGACCCAGCCACGACCCAUCUUCAAUGCUCUUACUGAGGGAAGGAGGUCGUUGGCCAAGAUCUCGCGAUACAUGGCCCCAUCCAUCCUCCCCUCAAUACGGUGCAGACAUCCAGUCCUCAUUUGCAGAAAAACGUCCCCAAAUAAUGAUAUUUCCACCUCCAUGCUUCACGGUUGGGAUGGUGUUCUUGGGGUUGUACUCAUCCUUCUUCCUCCAAACACGGCAAGUGGAGUUUGGACCAAAAAGCUAUUUUUGUCUCAUCAGACCACAUGACCUUCUCCCAUUCCUCCUCUGGAUCAUCCAGAUGGUCAUUGGCAAACUUCAGAUAGUCCUGGACAUGUGCUGGCUUGAGCAUGGGGACCUUGCGUGCGCUGCAGGAUUUUAAUCCAUGACGACGUAGUGUGUUACUAAUGGUUCUCUUUGAGACUGUGGUCCCAGCUCUCUUCAGGUCAUUGACCAGGUCCUGCCGUGUAGUUCUGGGCUGAUCCCUCACCUCCCUCAUGAUCAUUGAUGCCCUACGAGGUGAGAUCUUGCAUGGAGCCCCAGACCGAGGGUGAUUGACCAUCAUCUUGAACUUCUUCCAUUUUCUAAUAAUUGCGCCAACAGUUGUUGCCUUCUCACCAAGCUGCUUGCCUAUUGUCCUGUAGCCCAUCCCAGCCUUGUGCAGGUCUACAAUUUAACCCUGAUGUCCUUACACAGCUCUCUGGUCUUGGUCAUUGUGGAGAGGUUGGAGUCUGUUUGAUUGAGUGUGUGGACAGGUGUCUUUCGUACAAGUAACGAGUUCAAACAGGUGCAGUUAAUACAGGUAAUGAGUGGAGAACAGGGGGGCUUCUUAAAGAAAAACUAACAGGUCUGUGAGAGCCGGAAUUCUUACUGGUUGGUAGGUGAUCAAAUACUUAUGUCAUGCAAUAAAAUGCAAAUGAAUUACUUAAAAAUCAUACAAUGUGUUUUUCUGGAUUUUUGUUUUAGAUUCCGUCUCUCACAGUUGAAGUGUACCUAUGAUAAAAAAUUACAGACCUCUACAUGCUUUGUAAGUAGGAAACACUGACGAUUUUGCAGGUUAUCAAAUACUUGUUCUCCCCACUGUAUGUUACACGCAAUGUUACCCUACCAUCCCUACCCUGAUUGGAGUAAACUAACAGACUAACAAUACUGCUACUUGCAGCUAUUUUCGCGCACAUCUACGAUGUCCGUAUUUAAACAAUUACACAUAUAUUCCUAAUUUCCCCUUUCUUCAAGUGAUGGAUUGUCACCCACAGUGGCCAAUCCACCAUUCAUUCUGAUCUUAAAUCCAACCCUCCAAUGUCCACAGAUUUAACCCAUCUUUCCCAGUAUAAUGCCAUUUUUAUACUUCCUUUUGCAAUACAUUCCUCCAUUUUACUAUGCUGUCUUUUUGAGUGUCCUUGUAACAUUUCUACUGAUAUUGCCCAAAAAAUAAAGAGUAUAAAAAAAUAAAAAUAAAGAGUAUAAUCAUA